AUGGACUUCUUGAUGAGUGGUUUGGCAGCCUGUGGGGCCUGUGUGUUCACCAACCCCCUGGAAGUGCUGCAGGCCCCCAGCAUCUACCAGCGACACUACCGAAAUGUCUUCCAUGCUUUCUUCACCAUCGGCAAGGUGGACAGCUUGGCUGCCCUGCAGAAGGGCCUGGCCCCUGCCCUCUUGUACCAGUUCCUGAUGAAUGGCAUCCAGCUGGGCAUCUAUGGGCUGGCGGAGGCUGGGGGCUACCUGCAUGCAGCUGACAGCAGCCUCAGUGUGGCAGCUGGGGCCAUGGCUGGGGUCAUGGGAGCCUACUUGGGGAGCCCCAUCUACAUGGGCAUGUUUCAGGCACUGGUCGAGAUUGGCCAGAAACAUUGUCUGAUGGGACUAUGGUGCAGGGCUAUAGGCGGCCUACCCCGAGUUGUCAUCGGUUCCUUUACUCAGCUGUGUACCUUCUCUUCCACCAAGAACCUCCUGACUCAGUGGGAGAUAUUUCCUCCCCAGAGUUGGAAGGUAGCUCUGAUAGCUGCCAUGGUGAGUGGCAUUGCAGUAGUGUUGGCCAUGACGCCCUUUGAUGUGGCCUGUACAAAACUCUACAAUCAACCCACAGAUGCCCAGGGAAACGACCUCAUGUGAGGGAUGCUAGAUGUUCUGCUGCAGACGGCUUGGACGGAGGGCAUCAUGGGCAUGUACAAGGGUAUCGGCGCCUCCUACUUCCGCCUUGGCCCCCAUACCAUCCUCUCCCUCUUCUUCUGGGACCAGCUGCGAAUUCUCUACCAUACCUACACCAAAUAACCAAAAUCGACAACUCUUUGUACACUCCUGCCUUGAGACUAGGUCCUGGUGACUUCUGGCCAGGUGACCCCCCUCAUCUAUCCAUGGGAGACAGCCAAUCCUAUUCCCCAUCUUUCUCAGGGUUGAAUCACAAGGGACUGUGUCCUCCCUUCCUUAUUGCUUUAAACCUUACCUGUCAUCCCUCCUCUGUUCUUCACACACCCUCUCUCAGGGCUGAAGCAGUCACUCCAAAGUGUAUUUCCUCCCUUUCUCUGUUGCUGUGCUGAAUUUCUUCAUAGCCCAGGCACAACUUUAAAUUCACUCCUCCUCCUCCUCCAAGACCAAAGGGAAUUGGAGGGAACUGGGUGUCUUGUUAGAUGUAAAAGCAUAGAGAUUAUAUUGGUUUAUAAAGCGUUUAUUUCUUCAGAAAAAAAA
Suncus etruscus (white-toothed pygmy shrew) is the source of this 1206-nucleotide messenger RNA. RefSeq names its product solute carrier family 25 member 35-like. NCBI's taxonomy places the organism in Eukaryota, Metazoa, Chordata, Mammalia, Eulipotyphla, Soricidae. The record is from RefSeq and is a predicted model, not a curated record.